Molecule: messenger RNA, 1050 nt
Organism: Haemonchus placei
Lineage: Eukaryota; Metazoa; Nematoda; Chromadorea; Rhabditida; Trichostrongylidae
Source: the annotation of a GenBank genome assembly
AUGUCUUUAUUCACACCUGCCGAUGGAAUUCUGAGGACAAACACACAUUGGGACGAUCUCCAAGAGAGCAUCUUCAAAGCAUUCGGUCCAGAUGCAAAAUUCGGACCAAACAAGGACGUCAAGGAUAUUGGAUCUGGAAGGGGUUUUAUGUCAAGAAUGUGCUUGGUGUCACCCGAUUGGAUUACAAAAACGGAUGGUGCUCCAGAGAAAUUCAUUGUGAAGAUAUGUUCACAAUUGCCUAUGCAAGAAUGCCAUGGACUAGACGAAACUGGUUACUUCAGUAGCGAUGACUUCGCUAAAGCGUUUGAAAAUGAUGUUAAAAGGCCAUUAAAAGCCAUUGCCAAGCUGGAAGCAGCUGCCACAAAAUUCUCCGAAGAAGAAAAAGAACACUUUGAGAAAAAUCCAUUCGAUGAUCUCUUUGAAAAGUUCUUCAAUAAACAAUCGAUUGAUGCUCUAUUCACAAUGAUGCGUUCGCUUGGAAGUAGUAGGCUGGACGACAAGAUCGAUCAGUUGGAAAAAAUUGUACCUGAAAUAAUCGAUAUCGAUCAUAUUAAGAACGUGACCACGUCUUUGGGAAUGAAGAAAGUGCUCUGUCAUGGAGAUUUGUGGUCGACGAACUUGAUUUGGAGAAAAGGAGAAAAAGAUCUGGAACUGGCCGCUGUCGUUGAUUUCCAAACAGCUCAUUUUGGCCUUCCAACUACUGACAUUACUCGCGUUUUGUGCGCCUGUAUGAGUGGUAAAGACAGAAGGGACAACUGGGAAUCGCUGCUUGAGAAGUUCUACUCAUAUCUAGAAGUAGAGAUGGAGAAGCAUGAUAUGCCCUAUACUUUGGAUCAGUUAAAAGAAGCCUAUCGACAGUACUUUCCAUUGGGAGCUUUCCUUAUCGUGCCUAUGAUCGGACCUCUGUUCCAAGUAGUGAAUACAAGCAACGAUGUCGAGUAUAAGGCGAAGGUUGAGGAAGCGAUUUUCGAGAAGGUCGAGUGCUUGUUGGAAGAUAUUUGCGAAUUCCAUCGGGAGAACAAACAACGCAGUGGAGAUAAAAGCUUGUGA